Molecule: messenger RNA, 470 nt
Organism: Drosophila bipectinata
Lineage: Eukaryota; Metazoa; Arthropoda; Insecta; Diptera; Drosophilidae
Product: putative RNA polymerase II subunit B1 CTD phosphatase RPAP2 homolog
Cellular component (GO): nucleus; cytoplasm
Molecular function (GO): RNA polymerase core enzyme binding; RNA polymerase II CTD heptapeptide repeat phosphatase activity
Source: RefSeq, a predicted model, not a curated record
CAAUAAAAUGUCAUCUCAAUUGUGGUACGCAAAUAAACAUGACAACGGAAAAGGGCGAGCAACUGAGGCAACAGCUCAUAGCAGCGGUGGUAAAGAAGCGCGCCGCGAUUGCGCGGGCUCAUGCAAUUGUAAUUCGCCUCAUGGAGCCUGGAAUACCCGAACCGGAAUUCCUGUCCCUGCUUUGGGAGAUCGACCCGCCCAACUAUUCCGACAUCGUAGAUGAACGCGAUAUCAAUAAACUGUGUGGCUAUCCGCUCUGCUCCAAUGUCUUAGAAAAUGUCCCAAAGCAAAAAUACAGCAUAAGCUCAUCGAAAAACCAAGUCUAUGACCUGACGGAACGCAAAAAAUUUUGCUGUGGCUAUUGUUUCAAGGCCUCCGAAUAUAUCAAAGCCCAAAUACCCGUGUCACCUUUGUGGCUACGGGAUCGGGAGGUGCGACCUUUGUUCAAAAUUCUACCGAGAGAUACUUAA